AUGUAUUUUGUGUCAGCAACCGAGUUGGACAGGGUCGCAAUCAUAUCUCCAUCCAAGUCCGAGGGGAGUCGCGACAGGGACAACAUCGCGGUUCCAGCAUUGUUCCGUCAUGACGGCAAGGAACGACUAUCUUCUGUAUUCCAUAGGUCUGUCCGUAUCUCCGCCCAGACGGUACAAGAACUACUCCUUUUUUAUCAAACGAAAUUGGAUGGCAAAUACACUAUGCACACGCGACCUUGCGCGUGGGACUCCGCGUGUAUAUGCAUGUAUAUGCGUGUGCUAGAGUCACAAUGCGAACACCCGGCCUCGGUAUCAGCUGCAGCCUACGAGGUACCCGUUGAAGAUGGGAUUCGGUAUUUGACCUUCCAAGUCGCAUUUUGUAGUCCCCGUGCGCGUCUCGGUGUCGCUGAGACGCGGGUCGAAUCAUCAUUCGGUGAUGGAAGACCUUACUGCACGCCUACGCUACUUAACUCGAUUGUACUCAGAUCAGAAGUAAGGAGCGGUGGGGAAUCAGCUGGAAUCCGGCAUAUGAUAUGCCCCGAAGCCAACGUACGCGCCAACUCGUCCAAUAUUUACCCUCAAAGUGCAGCGAUGAUCACCGAUGGAACUUACAGGAUCGAAAAUGACUUGUAUGACAAACGGUAUGUCUGUAUGUUAGGAGACAAGUCAGGAGACUGGGAGUUCGUCGGCCAUGACGUUGGUGACAUCAUCAAAGUCGAAGUCAAGGACAAGGUUCGACAUCUUGCGACUCUCUAUGAUACUGUGACAGAUUUGUACAUUGGGAUCGAUGGCAAGGCAAACAAGGUCAAAGGCUACACCCAACCGCAGGUGCUCCAGUUGUCCAGUGACGAUGGCGAUAAAUUCGAGAUCCAUAGGCAAAACAUCAAUAAGGUGUGGACUCUCAAAGACGACUCAGAUUUGUGCCAGAUCAUUGCUGAGGCGCCUCCCGAUUCGGACAGAAAGUACUGGAAGUUCGAAAAGGCGAGCACUAUUACUGCAGCUGGCCGUACCCGUAGUUCUACUCAGGCUGGUAGAGAAUUCAACGAUUCCUUCGCACUCGCUUGCUUCGAAAAUUAAAUCCACCUUUAUUCCACUUAUUAUGUACAAAUUUAUUCACUUGUGUAGAACACACCGGAACUUUAAUUGCAAAAAGUUGG
This is a messenger RNA of Suillus clintonianus, 1157 nucleotides long. RefSeq lists its product as uncharacterized. NCBI's taxonomy places the organism in Eukaryota, Fungi, Basidiomycota, Agaricomycetes, Boletales, Suillaceae. The record is from RefSeq and is a predicted model, not a curated record. The coding region runs from base 1 to 1077 and encodes 358 amino acids. The transcript is spliced from 9 exons.